AGGAAGUGUUAGAUGUUUUAGAGAUAAAUGCAAGGGAGAUGGAUGGAACACAGUGAGAAAAGAGACAGUGAUCAUGUUGGUAAAAGGAUGCUGAGUUUGAAGAGGCCUGAGAAAAACCAAAGAGGAGGUUUAUAGAUGUAGUGAAGGAGGUCGCUGUGCGACCCUUAAAGAGAGCAGCUGAAAGACAAAGAAGAUUCUCACAGAAAAACUUUAAUAAGUAAACUCUUAUUGUGUUAUUAUUAUGAACUAAAUUAAAUAAUGACUCCAUGAGUUCUUAAGGUGACAGUACAUAAUGGAUGCAGGCAAUAGCAGUUGUAAUGUUCGGGUUAAAUCUUGUUUUUAGGAUUAAAAAAAAGGUAAUUUUAUUGUAUUUUUUAUAGACUUUAAGGGAAAUAUGAAUUAAUAUAAAGAAAAUAAAAGCAGAAGAGAUUAUAUUGGACCUCCCACUGCUGAAUGUUUACUGUAGUGGAGCACCGUUUCCCAUGAGCCUCUUGUGUUAGUUCCUCUGCUCUGGUUUGACUGUGGAUCUCUUAAUGAGAUUAUCUAUUCUCAGGACAGAAGAAAGACAGAGAGGAAGCAGUGAACCCACAACAUUCUGGUUCAUUUCAUCUGAAAGAAAAAGGCUGCUUCUCAUUUUGACGAGUAACUGAAGUAUUUAGUUAUCCUGUACGGACUUUCUUUGGAGUUUUCUGGUGUGACCGGUGGAUGACGCACUGAUGAGCCUUAAGCCUGACAGAGAGUUAAGGUGCCGCAAACUCUCCAUCGAACCAGACAGUGAUGACAGCCAAGAAGAUGUAAGCAGAGAGGAGACGCCUCUACCGGGCUGGAAUGAGUUGUCUAUCAUAGAGCGUGUUGGCCUCAACAGUGUGGAAAUGUCAGAGAAGGAUCUGGAGGUGGCAUUCUCUCAGAUCGCCCUGGCUUUCCGCUGUGAUCAGUACACUCUAAAGCAGAGGCUUCAGGCAGAGGAGCAUGCCCGCAACCUGGCAGAGGAGAACAUUCAGCUUGAGCUGAGCAGGGGGAGGGAGACCCUGGAGAUGCUGAAGGGCCUCUGCCUGGACAGCAAACGCAGCACAAUACUGCAAAAGCUGCAGUUGUCUCUGGACAUCCUUGGGGGGACAGUGGAGCGAAUCUCCAACACGGCAGAGGUGCUCGGUGCUGUGCACCAGGAGGCUCGGAUGAGUCGAGCAGUGGAGCUCAUGGUGGCUCACGUGGAGAGUCUGAGGAGGCGUCAUGACAAAAAUGUAGCAGAACUGGAAGAAAUGAAGAAGAUGAUGCAGCAGCAUCCAAGCUCCUACAGAAAUAGCAUCAAUCCAACCACUUCCCCAGAGCCAGAGGAAAGCGACAAGAUGAAAAACUCCAAAGAAGGCGUUUUACGUCGGCGGAUCAGCGCAUCAAUCAUGUCCUGCCAGAGUCAGGAGAAAAAGAAGAAAGACCCAAGAAAGCGAGGCUUUUCUGGUAAAAAGCUCACGCCUUCAUGCUCGUCUCCAUCCCUGAUACUGGAGUCCACCCGUGUCACUAAAGAGGACAGGCAACCUAAUCAAGAUCUUCCAGAAGCGUCAGCUCCCACAUCCACUCUGGAACCUCCUCCUGCCCCCAAACUUGAGGUUUCCCCAUCAGUGCAAGUGAUCCCCAAAACAACACAGAGCAAAAAUGUUUCACUGGAUUCUUUACGACUCCGACACAAAGGCAAAGACGAGCGGUUCAGCAGAGGAAGAGAAAAGAAAGCUGCCAGCAUCCUCAGGCAAAUUGCUAUUUAUGCAAACAGGUAUGGAUCCCUGUGCUGGCAACACCCCCUGACUCUUAGGCUGUAUCGCUGCCGAUGGACGCAUCCAUGUUUGAACCUGUUGGUGCUUUUCUGUGUCAUAAUGACGAUUCUUUUCUUGUGGAAGCUUUAUGAUGACGAUCCAUGAUAAGAUGUUCUUCUGCAAAAGAUUGCUGUGGAUAUGUUGUCUUUGUGCACGAUGAUGAAAGGAAGCAAUACUUCUGGCUGUUGACAUGCUUUUAUCCUUCUCUUUGUGACAAGAAUUCAACAAAUGCAACCUUUGCCUCUGUUACUUUUUUUUAUAAAUAUACAAAAAUAUGAAAACAGUUACAAUCAAGUAGUUAGUAAGAAAACACCACACUGCAGUGAGAACAUUCAUCAACCAUAUUUAAAGGCCUUAGGGGUUAAUUGUUAAAAGUUAAUGACAAGCAUUACAAUUGCUUCACG
Messenger RNA from Oryzias latipes (Japanese medaka), 2209 nucleotides. RefSeq lists its product as uncharacterized. Lineage: Eukaryota; Metazoa; Chordata; Actinopteri; Beloniformes; Adrianichthyidae. The record is from RefSeq and is a predicted model, not a curated record.